Messenger RNA from Aspergillus ibericus CBS 121593, 924 nucleotides. Its product is annotated as putative 3-hydroxyacyl-CoA dehydrogenase. The record is from RefSeq and is a predicted model, not a curated record. NCBI's taxonomy places the organism in Eukaryota, Fungi, Ascomycota, Eurotiomycetes, Eurotiales, Aspergillaceae. The coding region runs from base 1 to 924 and encodes 307 amino acids. The transcript has 3 exons. Gene Ontology annotation, molecular function: oxidoreductase activity.
AUGGCUCGUUUCGAUCCAGAACCUAUCCUCUUUUAUGGACUGAACGACAAAGUGGUUGUCCUGACCGGAGGUGCUCAUGGCAUCGGUGCAGCGACCGUAUCACUCCUGUACGAAAACGGAGCACAUGUGGUCUUUGGAGAUCGAGAUGGAAGUGCCGCAAAUGUCAUUGAAGAGAGGUAUCGGGACCGAGUACACUUCGUGCAUACAAAUGUAUCGAAUUACUCGUCGGUGUUGAAUCUCUUCAAGGUGGCUUAUAGCAAACAUGGACGGAUUGACCAUGCAUUUGCCAUUGCGGGGAUCUCGGAGCAGACGAAUUGGUUUCACCCUGGCUUGAAUCUGGAGAGUAUUGAGACAAUCCCAGAACCAUCAACCCUCAACGUCGACCUCCUCGGCACCAUCUAUUUUGCGCGAAUCGCGGCAGUCUACCUCCGUCAGGGCGUUUCGUCUGAGGAAGACUCAGCCGACAAAUCCCUCAUCCUCGUCAGCUCGAUUGCCGGCUUCACCGAGUCCCCCGGCAUGCCGCUUUAUUGCGCUGCUAAGCACGGCGUGCUCGGGCUCAUGCGCGCCCUCAGACCAUCCCUACCCGCCUCCCAUGGAAUCAGUGUCAGUGCUGUCUGUCCGUGGAUGUCUGCAACCGGGAUGGUGGAUGACAUUCAAGACGCGUGGCAAAGAGCCGGUCUGCCGAUGAAUCAGCCAUCCGAGGUGGCGCAGAUCAUUGUGGGACUGGCUGCUGUUGGUGAAGAGGGAAACGGAAAGACGAUCUAUGUAGAAGGUGGACGAGGGUGGGAUAUUGAGGCCGGGUUGGACGAUACGCGAGAAAUCUGGAUGGGGAAGAGUCAGAGUCAGAGCUGGCUGGAAGGACAGAAGUUGUUGAUGGCGCAUCCGGGAUCCGCGGCGUAUUGGGCUUCCAAGGCAACUGAGUAG